Molecule: messenger RNA, 2422 nt
Organism: Acanthochromis polyacanthus (spiny chromis)
Lineage: Eukaryota; Metazoa; Chordata; Actinopteri; Pomacentridae
Gene: alg6
Product: ALG6 alpha-1,3-glucosyltransferase
Exons: 14
Coding region: 123-1640 (505 amino acids)
Biological process (GO): protein N-linked glycosylation
Cellular component (GO): endoplasmic reticulum membrane
Molecular function (GO): dolichyl pyrophosphate Man9GlcNAc2 alpha-1,3-glucosyltransferase activity
Source: RefSeq, a predicted model, not a curated record
AGUUGAAACGAAGCCUUGUGAAUGACGUAUACAGGAAAUGUAAACAGAUUUCAAAAGUGUUUGAAUGAACCCAUUUUUUCGGUUAUUUUUCUGCCAAGAUACAUUUUUUACCGGUUAGAGUUAUGCAGACGUGGAGUCUCGUAUCGAUUUGCGUUUUACUUGGCGUUGUAGUGAGAUGGGGAGUGUCGUUAAAUUCGUAUUCAGGGGCGGGGAAACCUCCCAUGUUUGGCGACUAUGAAGCCCAAAGGCACUGGCAAGAAGUGACCUACAACCUCCCUCUUCAGGAAUGGUACUUCAACACCACUGACAAUGACUUGAACUACUGGGGUCUUGACUACCCUCCUCUCACUGCCUACCACAGCUGGAUCUGUGCUUAUGUAGCAAAGAUAAUAAACCCGGACUGGGUAGAGCUCCACAAGUCCAGAGGUUAUGAAAGUCUGACGCACAAACUCUUCAUGAGAACUACAGUCUUGGUGGCAGAUUUGUUGAUAUACAUCCCUGCAGUGGUUUUCUACUGCUUAUAUCUAACUGAUGGUUCCUCGAAGAAAAAGGUGUCCACUCUGUUGUGCUUUCUACUUUACCCAGGACUAAUUCUCAUUGACUAUGGCCAUUUCCAGUACAAUGGAGUGAGCCUGGGAUUUGCGCUGUGGGGGGUUCUGGCUCUGGGUCUGGGCUGGGAUGUCUCAGGCUCCAUGGCCUUCUCGCUGGCACUCAACUACAAACAGAUGGAGCUGUACCACGCUCUGCCCUUCUUCUGUUACCUGCUGGGAAAGUGCAUCAAAGCCGGCCCGAUGGGUCGAGGGCUUUUCCUGCUAGUGAGAAUUGCUGCAACAGUGUUGGCGACUUUUGCCCUCUGCUGGUUGCCCUUCCUGUCUGACCCCAGCCAGGCCUUGCAGGUGGUCAGGAGGAUCUUUCCCGUGGCUCGUGGUCUGUUUGAGGAUAAGGUGGCCAACACAUGGUGCAGCCUCAACACCCUGAUAAAGAUCAGAUCCAUAAUGUCGGGUGACUCUCAGCUCUACCUCAGUUUAGCCUGCACUCUCCUGGCAGUUCUACCUUCCUGUUUCCGACUGCUGACAAAACCUACUUUCUGGCACUUCAAACUGGCUCUGGUCAAUUCAUCUCUGGCAUUUUUCCUCUUCUCUUAUCAAGUCCACGAGAAGUCCAUUCUGUUGGCUGCCUUGCCCGUCUGCCUCCUGCUGAACGACCUCCCCUUGAUAGCCAUUUGGUUCCUGCAGGCCUCCACAUUUAGCAUGCUGCCUCUGUUUCUGAAGGACGGCCUGCUGGUGCCCUACGUUGUGACCUCCUUGGCCUUCCUCUUCUUUAGCCUCUAUCUAUUGUCUGCACUGGAUCACUGCUCAGAGGACGAGCUGAGAAUGGGAGCCUACAACAAGCUGCUUGUCUUUCUACCCAAACUGGACCUGGCCUGUAUAGUGAGAUGGAAGUUCUACGUCAGUGUUGCAGUCAUGGCUGUCUUGAGCAUCGUCAGCGUCGCUCUGGUCCCUCCACCACAUCUACCUGACUUGUUCCCCGUCUUGGUGUCUACCACUGCCUUCCUUCACUUCUUUGGAACAUUUGUGUAUUUCAACGUUGUUCAGUUCAGCGAGCCACCCAGCAGAAAGAGCCAGAAGAAGAGCAACUAAUUGAUGCCAAAGGUGGAGGAUUUGAGCUAAGUUUAUUCUGCUCAAGUCAGUGUUACACACUGGGAUAUAUGUGUUCUGAAUGUGCAUGAGGCCUUUCACCCAUGCUAUUAUAUACCAAAUGCAAAAUAGCAGAAAUGCUUAUGAAGGUAUGUUGUUGGUUAGAAAAUGACUGUACCUCGCAGUGCCCUUUUAGAGGAAUUCUGAUAUCAAAUGAAAGGAAACGGUUCGUGUAUUUUUUACAGUUUAACUACUCUUGUGCAGUUCCAAGAUGAAUCUUCUCUGUUAUCAAAGUUCAGUCAUUCAGUCUGUUUUCACUAAAUGUGCCUCAAAUCAUUCAUAAUGAACUCGUCUUUUUGUAUUGUAUUUGCUUGGACCAUUGAUACUUAAACAGCACUAUUGCGGGCUAAUCGUCCAGGUACACAUAGAUGAGGAUAAGAAUUUGAAUAGAAUUUGGAUAGCUCUGUAUCUGCAUGCUCAAACUACAGGAGGUGGCCACAAUAAUAAGAACACCCUGUGUAAUGUUGAGUUACUGUAGGGACCAGAUGAAUUGAAUUAAUUUGGUAGUAACUGUUAAAAGUCAUGUCGGUGUUGGGUUUAAUCAUAUUCUGAGGUGUUUGUCUUAUUUUGUCCACCCCCUGCGUAUCCUCAGGGGAUUCUGACUAAACACACAGCUGAUGUACUUAACUCAGGCCUAGCAGUGUUGAUCAAUAUGUAUUCAUGUUCACUGUUUUUGUUCUACUGUACAUUUCUACCCAUCAUUAAAGUUAUUUUGUACAAACUUA